CCAAAAUCAAAAUAAAUCUCGCAUUUUUUUUUAAUAAUUAAUAUCAAAUAAAUUCUAACACCGAAAAAAAAAAAAAUGAAGAAAUUUCUCAAUAAAAAAGGUGAAGGACAAGCAUAACCCUUUUUUGGGAAGUAGACAGCAAAAAUGGAAGUCAUCAACUAGGGCUCCUUCUCUCAACAACUGUACACCUUUAACAUUAAUCCAAUCUUAAAUUAAGACUCAUUUUCUCACCCUCUACAACUGCCUCACCUGUACGGACAUCUCUCGUUGGAGCCUCACAUUCUCAUCGGCGCUGCCACUCUUACUUUGUGUUGGAAAGUGAGUAUUGGAGAUGGUGGAGUCUUCGAGGGGUCACCAAGAGGAAUUCGAAGACGAAGAAGAGGUGACCCACAACAAAGGGAAGGUAGAUGGGAAGAGUAGGGAAAAAAAUAGGUCUAAGCAUUCAGAAACUGAGCAGCGUAGGAGGAGCAAAAUUAAUGAGAGGUUUCAGAUACUUAGAGAGCUCAUACCUCAAAGUGAUCAGAAAAGAGACAAGGCAUCGUUCCUAUUGGAGCUUAUCGAGUACGUUCAGUAUUUACAGGAGAAGAUAAACAUGUAUGAGGAAUCUUACCAAGGUUGGAAUUCGGAACCAGCAAAAUUACAUCCAUGGAGAAAUCAACAUGCGCCUACAGAAACUUUUGUUGAUCUUUCUCAAGCUGUGAAGAAUGGUUCUGAUCUUCCGAAUAAUGUUGUUAUUUCCCCAUCAUUGCUUCCCAGUCAACAAAACUCAUUGGAGUCUGACAUGAAUGUUGCUAUGGCUUACAAAACACUAGAUCACCUCCCCGGAUCAGCUACUCUAUCAGUUCCUCCUAACGUGCCGCAAACAAAUAUGUUUGACCCUAGUGGGAGGCAUGGUGUUCCUAUGCAACCUAUGCAGGAAUCUGUUUCUGAUGACAGUGAAGUAGAUCCUCUGCCACAACCAUUACCUGAAUUGUGGCAAGGUGGGCGUACAACUGCAAGUUCACUGUUAAACAAUGCACUGAGUAUCAAGGAGGGAAAGAAUGGAUCUCUUACAAUGUCAAAUUCUUACUCCCAAGGGGUUUUUGAUUCUUUGAAACAAGCACUGCGAUCUUCAGGGGUGGAUUUAUCACAGACCAGAAUCUCAGUGCAAAUUGAUGUUGCGAAUCAAACAGAUAGUGGACUAACUUCGAUUGCAUCCAGUUCAAAGGAUCACGCAAACCUGUCACUGAACAGUCAGGUAAUGGCAAACAAUCAAGUAACCAGUACAGAUGACAAGUUCGAUCGAGCUCAUAAGAGGCUCAGAAUAGGUGAAAAGUAGUUUAUUUUUUCAGCUGCCUAAUUUUCCUAUUUUAUUUUUUAUUUCUUUAAUUUGGGGGGUGGGGUGAUUCGAGUUGAGAGGGGUAUUGGAUGGGUAUUUUUUUUUUUUGGGGAUAAUUGUACAUGUGUAUGCGGCUUGUGCUAUGCUCCAAUUUCCAUGCGCAUGGAUAACCUUAGAAGAAAGUUUCAGAAAUUCAGUUGCUUGAUUGUACUUCAAUUUGAAUAGACAAUUCCAUGCACAUAGUGAAGCAACUCUCACAUUUGUAAGAUUUA
Cannabis sativa is the source of this 1590-nucleotide messenger RNA. RefSeq names its product transcription factor BIM2. Bases 332 to 1318 code for a protein of 328 amino acids. Gene Ontology annotation, biological process: DNA-templated transcription. The record is from RefSeq and is a predicted model, not a curated record. NCBI's taxonomy places the organism in Eukaryota, Viridiplantae, Streptophyta, Magnoliopsida, Rosales, Cannabaceae. The transcript has 8 exons. Gene Ontology annotation, molecular function: DNA-binding transcription factor activity; protein dimerization activity.